GUAGCACCACCACACCCGUAGUCUCAGAGUGGUGGCUUACCUAUUUAUUACAUUUUAUAUCUAUUUGGUUCUGUCAACAGAGGAUAAUUCUGUGACCUCAGGAAGUGAUGGCUUGAAAUUCUGCCUGCAAAACGCAGGACUGCAGGGUGUAACCGAGUGGCCCAGAGGCAGGGCGCUAUCUGCAGGCGUGGUCAGGGAGGGGACGCGGAAUGAGACCUGCUCCUCCCCCUCCCGGGUCUGGGGAGUCUCCAGUGAUAACUUUAUAGGAAGUAACCGAAAGGGGACGGGGUGUGACCUAUAGCUUUGUCUCGGAGGGGAACAAUAAAGUUUGAGAAGUUUGAAAAAGGGAGAGAAAGUGAACGCCCCUUUGGCCGAGGGGUGUGGCCGGAGCUCGGCAAGGCGCCUGGAGGCGAGUGUGAGACAUGGGGGUCACCGUAGACGUCCACCAAGUGUUCCAGUAUCCCUUCGAGCAGGUGGUCGCUUGCUUCCUCCGAAAGUAUCCCAACCCCAUGGAUAAAAAUGUCAUCUCGGUAAAAGUUGUAGAAGAAAAGAAAGAUGAAUCAACAGGACUCAUCUAUAGAAAGAGGAUUGCUAUCUGUAAGAAUGUGGUUCCAGAAAUUUUAAGAAAGGUGACUAUUUUAAAGGUACCUGAUAUCCAACUAGAAGAAGAAUCAUGGCUCAGUCUUCAGGGAAGGAACAUGGCUAUUCGGAGUCACUGCCUCACUUGGACACAGUAUGCAUCCAUGAAGGAAGAGUCUGUCUUCCGGGAAAGUGUGGAAAAUCCAAAUUGGACAGAGUUCAUUCAAACAGGCAGAAUUUCAAUCACAGGGGCUGGAUUUCUCAACUGUAUUCUGGAACGUUUUGCUAGUACAUUCUUAAGACAAGGAGCUCAGAAGGGAAUUAGAAUAAUGGAGAUGCUGCUAAAGGAGCAGUGUGGCUCCCCCUUAGUGGAAUAAAGAAUCAUCAGUAAG
This is a messenger RNA of Acomys russatus (golden spiny mouse), 971 nucleotides long. It is a transcript of the gene Prelid2, whose product is annotated as PRELI domain containing 2. The record is from RefSeq and is a predicted model, not a curated record. The transcript has 6 exons. Gene Ontology annotation, biological process: phospholipid transport. Gene Ontology annotation, molecular function: phosphatidic acid transfer activity. Gene Ontology annotation, cellular component: mitochondrial intermembrane space. The coding region runs from base 423 to 956 and encodes 177 amino acids. Lineage: Eukaryota; Metazoa; Chordata; Mammalia; Rodentia; Muridae.